This is a messenger RNA of Danaus chrysippus (African queen), 909 nucleotides long. The record is from the annotation of a GenBank genome assembly. NCBI's taxonomy places the organism in Eukaryota, Metazoa, Arthropoda, Insecta, Lepidoptera, Nymphalidae.
AUGUCUUCUGCGUUACCGUUUAAGUUUUUCAAGAAUACAUUCCGUUGUUUCUAUUGCUCUAAAGAUUGUUCCGAUUUUGAUGUCCUUAGAGAGCACACGUCGAAAUAUCAUGAAAAAUUCGAUCAAGAUUGCGCGGCUAUGAAGAAAAUUAAAGGCAGAGAUCUCAUAGUUAAAAUUGAAAUAACAAAUCUCACUUGUAGGAUUUGUUACGAGAAACUCAUGGAUUUGAUAGACUUAAUAGACCAUAUAGUAGCAAAACACGGUGCGAAUUAUGAUAAUAGCGUUGAAUGCGUCCAAAUUUUUAAAAUAAGCAAAGAAAAUAUACCCUGUCCGAUAUGUCCAGAUAGUUAUUUUGGUUACUUCAAAAAACUACUCGAACACAUGAACGAACAUCACAGCAAUAAUAAUAUAGUAUGCGUAUAUUGUGGUGUAACUUUUAGGGGACACUCGAACUAUAGGGCCCAUAUAUCAAGAUAUCAUAGACGCAAAGCCUGCACGUGUCCGGAAUGUAAAAAAGAUUUUUGGAACUUGGAGAAAUUGGCGCGUCACAAAGCCAACGUCCAUGGUACUAAGAACUUCAAAUGUGUCCAAUGUAACGAAAAAUUUAUCACACAACACUUAAUGCGUAGACAUUUAGUAUCGGCUCACGGUUCAGGGCAUAAGUGCUCACAUUGCGGCAAACUAUUUACUCUAAAUUCACAUAUGAGGAAUCACGUAAGAAGAUCGCAUUUAAAGGAAAAAAACGUGGAAUGUCCAGUAUGUAAAGACAGGUUUUUUGAUAUAGCUCUGCUAAAAGUGCACAUGGUAAAACAUGUUGGUGCAAGAAAUUAUCAUUGUGAUAUAUGCGGAAAGAAGUUUCUGUGGAAAAAGAACUUGCGAGGGCAUCUCGCUUCCCAUGAACGAAAUUGA